This is a messenger RNA of Cryptomeria japonica (Japanese cedar), 2140 nucleotides long. Its product is annotated as abscisic acid 8'-hydroxylase 1. The transcript has 9 exons. Bases 239 to 1654 code for a protein of 471 amino acids. NCBI's taxonomy places the organism in Eukaryota, Viridiplantae, Streptophyta, Pinopsida, Cupressales, Cupressaceae. Gene Ontology annotation, biological process: sterol metabolic process. Gene Ontology annotation, molecular function: heme binding; iron ion binding; oxidoreductase activity, acting on paired donors, with incorporation or reduction of molecular oxygen. The record is from RefSeq and is a predicted model, not a curated record.
UCUAAGUCUUCAAUGCCAUGACAACACUCAGAUAUUAGCUAACUGCUGAGUUUUGGAUUCUCCUGGGUCCCUAGAAAGAAUUCUUCAGGUGUCCUGCCCAUCUUGAUGCUUGAGUGCUGUAUUUCACUGGGGGGCAUCUUAUUCUGGUUUGCUUUUAUAAUUAGGUCAUAGCCACACUAAGCUCUUAUUGCAGAGGCUUGGAGGAAUUUUUGAGUUUGUCAUCAUCAUUAUCAUAAUCAUGAUGAUGUUGUUUUCGGUGGUGGGUCUGGUUGUUGUAGUAUUUCUUGUGAUCAAGAUUUGGCGUCGUUAUUAUUUUUGUUAUCCUAGGGGAGGGAAGAAACUGCCUCCUGGGUCAAUGGGUUGGCCUUACAUCGGAGAAACACUGCGCCUCUAUUCACAGAACCCUAAUCUCUUCUUUGCCGCCAAACAGAAGAGGUAUGGGGAUGUGUUCAAAACACACAUAUUGGGAUGCCCUUGCAUUAUGAUUGCCAGCGCAGAGGCCGCUAAGUUUAUUCUGGUGACUCAGGCUCAUCUUUUCAAGCCAACUUUUCCUGCAAGCAAGGAACGCAUGAUUGGUCCGCAGGCUUUGUUUUUUCAUCAAGGUGAGUACCAUGCAAAGGUGAGAAAAAUGGUUCAGAGUUCACUGUUUCCCGAGUGCAUCAGAAACAUUGUUCCCCACAUCGAGUCCAUUGCUCUUAAUGCCUUGAAGUCAUGGGAAGGAAGGACAAUCAAUACAUUUCAGGAAAUGAAAAGGAUUUCCUUUAGUGUGGGAAUCCUUGCCAUUUUUGGUAAGCAUCAACUUUUCGACAAGGAUGAUCUUAAGAGAUCCUACUACGUGGUCGAGACUGGAUAUAACUCCAUGCCCUUUAAUUUCCCUGGAACUCUUUAUAACAAAGCAAUGAAGGCCAGGAGACGUUUGAAUGAAGUUCUUAGCAAAGUAAUAGCAGAACGAAGGGCCAGCAAGAUUUCAUGCAACGAUUUACUUGGCACACUCAUGGAUUCAACAGAUGACAAUGGUUCUGAGCCACUCAAAGACAAUCAGAUUGCUGAUAACAUCAUUGGGGUGAUUUUUGCAGCACAAGAUACGACAGCAAGUGUCUUAACAUGGAUAAUCAAAUAUCUGAGGGACUAUCCUCGCCUCCUCGAAGCCGUUACUGCGGAGCAAGAAGCCAUCCGGGAGGCCAAAUGCGGCGAAGAGAAGUCGUUAACUUGGGCUGACACAAGGAAAAUGCAUUUGACAUCAAGAGUAAUUCAAGAGACUUUAAGAAUUGCUUCAAUUAUAUCAUUUACUUUCAGGGAAGCGGUUCAAGACGUAGAGUACAAAGGUUAUUUAAUUCCCAAGGGAUGGAAGGUGAUGCCUCUCUUCAGAAAUAUCCACCACAGCUCGGAAGUGUUCGCAGAUCCUCACAAUUUCGAUCCUUCUCGAUUCGAGAUGCCUCCAAAGCCUAAUACCUUUCUGGCCUUUGGAAAUGGAGCACACUCCUGCCCUGGCAGCGAGUUGGCCAAAUUGGAGAUGCUCGUCCUGAUCCACCACCUCACUACGAAGUACAGGUGGGAUCGUGUGAGUGCACACAAUGGGAUUCAGUAUGGACCCUUCCCUGUCCCAAAAGGAGGACUCCCUAUUGAAGUCUAUCAGAAGACAGAGAGAAUGUGAUCUUCCAAUAGGAGGACAACUUCAAGCUUCACAGCUUUUGACCAGAACAAAGAUCAUAAUACUUAUUCUUACCAAGUACCAAAAUCUCAGCUCCUUUAGGCGCGUUAUCAUCUGAGCCAAUGAUGAAAUCGAAGGAUUACCUAUAGAUAUUCUGUUUGCUUCUUUCUAUCAUCAGAUACACCUUCCUAUGUAUCAAAUCAUAUAACACUAUAAUAGAUUGAUAAUAUUUUGUCAGGUAGAUGGUGUGUGUGGGAGCCUUGGUUUGAUCAUUGAUAUGAAAUCCACUUUAAUAUAGUCAGGGAAGAGCACGGGGUGUUUAGACGUGUUGGUGUUUUAUAGGGCUUCCUAAAAAGGCAUAUGUGAGUAGUGAUCAGAUGUCCAUGCUUGGUAUCUACAAAAGAAAGGAAAUCCAAAAGUAAGCAAAUUGAAGCGACGCAGGGAUUUUUAAAAGAUUUGUGGGUUUAUUUUCUCACUCACUUAUCAUCA